AUGUCACUUCUCCAUACGCUCCUCGCCCGAGACGAGGAUUCAGGCCCUGCUCCUGCCUGUGACACCGGCAACGAGUAUGAUGGCCGGAUGGGUCUGCGUAUCUCCUCGAUCUUCGUCAUCAUGAUCGGCUCCAUGUUCGGCGCCUGCUUUCCCGUUCUUGCCGGCAGUUAUCGCCAUUCAAAGGUCUUCGGAUGGGCCUUUUUCAUCGCCAAGUACUUCGGUUCCGGUGUCAUCAUCGCCACGUCUUUCAUCCAUCUCUUGGCCCCCGCACAUGAGUCUCUCACCAACGAAUGUCUGACCGGCCCGAUUACGGAAUACGAUUGGGUCGAGGGCAUCGUUCUCAUGACCAUUGUGGUGUUGUUCUUUGUCGAAUUGAUGGUUAUGCGCUACGCUCGAUUUGGCCAAAAUCACUCCCACGAUGAGUUCGACGGACAUGGUCACGACGACGACUCCGUUCAGCACAGUGCGGAGGUCGCCGACUCCAAGACCCACAUGCCCGGUGAAGACCACCUCGGCCACUCGCGCGAGCACAAGGACCUGGAGGCGGGCGCGAAAGCCGCCGCGCUGGAGGAGUACAUGGCGCAGCUGACGUCUAUCUUCAUCCUGGAAUUCGGCAUCAUCUUCCACUCUGUCUUCAUCGGACUGACUCUGGCAGUGUCCGGCGCGGAGUUCGUGACGCUGUACAUCGUUCUGGUCUUCCACCAGACCUUUGAGGGCCUGGGUCUGGGAUCCCGGUUGGCCGAAGUACCCUGGCCCCGUUCGAAACGCUGGACGCCGUACUUCUUGGGCAUUGGCUUCGGGUUGUCCACUCCUAUUGCCAUCGCCAUCGGACUGGGAGUGCGCAACGCCUAUCCUCCGGAGGGAAAAACGACGUUGAUGGUCAACGGCAUUUUCGACUCGAUUUCCGCGGGUAUCCUCAUCUACACGGCGCUUGUGGAACUCAUGGCGCACGAAUUCAUGUUCAGCCGGUCGAUGAAGAAGGCUCCCAUCGGGCACGUCCUGGGCGCGUUCGGUCUGCUUUGCCUGGGUGCUUUGCUGAUGGCCUUGCUUGGAAAGUGGGCUUAA
Aspergillus affinis is the source of this 1065-nucleotide messenger RNA. It is a transcript of the gene zrfB, whose product is annotated as low-affinity Zn(2+) transporter ZRT2. The record is from RefSeq and is a predicted model, not a curated record. Gene Ontology annotation, biological process: zinc ion import across plasma membrane. Gene Ontology annotation, cellular component: plasma membrane. Gene Ontology annotation, molecular function: low-affinity zinc ion transmembrane transporter activity. NCBI's taxonomy places the organism in Eukaryota, Fungi, Ascomycota, Eurotiomycetes, Eurotiales, Aspergillaceae. The transcript has a single exon. The coding region runs from base 1 to 1065 and encodes 354 amino acids.